This is a messenger RNA of Anopheles coustani, 1432 nucleotides long. It is a transcript of the gene ics, whose product is annotated as ras suppressor protein 1. The transcript has 6 exons. Gene Ontology annotation, molecular function: protein binding. The record is from RefSeq and is a predicted model, not a curated record. NCBI's taxonomy places the organism in Eukaryota, Metazoa, Arthropoda, Insecta, Diptera, Culicidae. Bases 68 to 934 code for a protein of 288 amino acids.
ACGGUUGCUGCAACCUGCUGUCUUAACCUUUUUUUUCGCAUCUGGUCAACAUCUUCCUCCCAAGAAAAUGAAUCAACCCGUCAGUUGUUUACCUGUGACAGCUAACAAAAUGUCGAAGGCAAAGAAAGUGCUAGAUGAGGCUCGCGAGAACAAAAAUCGCGAAAUUGACCUGGUGGAUCGCAACAUUUCCACCUUUGACGAGCUGCCUGGAUUGCUAAAUAUGGUGUUUGUGACGAGAAUAACAUUGAGCCACAACAAACUGAAGAUUGUUCCGCCCGGUAUUGCGAAUCUGAUCAAUUUGGAAAUAUUGAACCUUUCCAACAACCACCUGGAAGAGAUGCCCCUGUCGCUGUCAUCGAUGCCAAAGCUUAGAAUAUUGAACUGCUCGAUCAAUCGUCUCAAUACGCUGCCACGCGGGUUCGGUGCAUUUCCGGUGCUAGAAGUGCUGGAUCUUUCGUACAACAACCUGAACGAAAAUGUGCUUCCGGGCAACUUUUUCAUGAUGGAUUCCCUCCGUGCGCUCUAUCUUGGCGAUAAUGAGUUCGAAUAUUUGCCAAAGGAAAUCAAAAACUUGAAGAAUUUACAAAUUCUUGGUCUUCGUGACAAUGACCUGUUGGAACUUCCACGGGAAAUCGGUGAACUCACCCGCAUCCGUGAGCUGCACAUCCAGAACAAUCGGUUGAGUGUGCUGCCGCCCGAGAUUGCCAACCUCGACAUGCCGGGACCAAAGUCGGUGCUUAAGAUGGAGGAAAAUCCUUGGGUAACCGCCAUCGCAGAGCAGUAUUUGGUCGGUAUCAGUCACGUGCUGGAAUACAUCAAAACGGAGGCUUACAGAAUCCUCUACAAUCGUCACACACAAUCCGGUGGCAAAACGUCCGGUGAUCUUCCUCCAAAAUCCGACAAAACCAAGAAGGCAUCCCGAGCCCGUUCUUAGAUCCAUUUCAAACCAUCCCAGCGGCGGAUUACGAUCGUUUCUGUACACGAUCACCUCAUCCCAGUGCCAACUAAACUUUCUAAACGAAGCUUUUCUUCCAUGUUCUGAGUGCGAAUCAUUAUUUAAUGUUUCAAUUUUAACUAUUAUGUAUCGCACACUAACGAAUCACCGGAAAGUAAUCCGCGCCAAUUUCUUUGACGCGUUGAAAGCGACUUAACUGUGAAAACAAAUGUUUCGUGUUCAAACUUACUACUAAAAGAAGAGAGAUAAUCAGAACAUAGUCACGUCCGCACUACACUCGGUGUAUCUAGGCACAUAGUUUUGGUAAACUAAUUUAAUUAACAUUGACUUAAGGCGAGGAAGAGUUGACGCCAUGCGAAGUGCGCGGAAACGAUCCUUCGAACGAAUGAGUGCCUUAAAUGUGUGUAAUCUAGCGAGCUAAAAGCAAUGACAAAGUAAUGCAAUUAAAAUGAUAAUAAAAUCGAUGUGUCUGGAACU